Parus major (Great Tit) is the source of this 702-nucleotide messenger RNA. It is a transcript of the gene ERI2, whose product is annotated as ERI1 exoribonuclease family member 2. The record is from RefSeq and is a predicted model, not a curated record. NCBI's taxonomy places the organism in Eukaryota, Metazoa, Chordata, Aves, Passeriformes, Paridae. The transcript is spliced from 7 exons. Gene Ontology annotation, molecular function: nucleic acid binding; 3'-5'-RNA exonuclease activity. Gene Ontology annotation, biological process: exonucleolytic trimming to generate mature 3'-end of 5.8S rRNA from tricistronic rRNA transcript (SSU-rRNA, 5.8S rRNA, LSU-rRNA). Bases 145 to 606 code for a protein of 153 amino acids.
GCGGGGCAGCGCUUCCCUUUCCUCAUCGUCCUGGACUUCGAGGCCACGUGCUGGGAGGACCGCGGGCGGCGCGGGCCCGAGAUCAUUGAAUUUCCAGCAGUCCUGUUAAACACCUCAACAGGAGCUAUUGAAUCUGAAUUCCACAUGUAUGUCCAGCCCCAAGAGCAUCCUAUUCUCUCUGAAUUCUGUACAGAACUAACUGGCAUAACACAGAAACAAGCUGACGAAGGGGUGCCUCUCAACAUUUGCUUAUCUCAGUUUUUGAAAUGGAUUCAAAUGAUACAAAAGGAGAAGAAAAUUAUGUUCAGUACAGAUAGUCAGAGUAAUUCUUCAGAUGCAAAAGCGUGUGCCUUUGUUACUUGGACAGACUGGGACCUGGGCGUGUGUUUGCACUACGAGUGUAAAAGGAAGCAGCUGCGCAAACCUGACAUUCUGAAUUCCUGGAUUGAUCUCAAAGCAACGUAUAGGGCCUUCUAUAACAGAAAGCCUAAAGGGCUAAAUGGAGCUUUGCAGGAUUUGGGGAUAGCUUUUGAAGGACGGGAACAUUCUGCCUGCAAUACAGAAGAAAGGCACACCAGAAGAGUAAUUCAAUUUCCAGAACACUGACUGUAAACAUCACUGACAAGACUCCACUGGGAAGUAAGAGCAGACCUGAAACAUCUAGAGAUGGAACUUGUGAAACAAAAUCUGUGGCUGAGAACA